Messenger RNA from Pteropus alecto (black flying fox), 4210 nucleotides. It is a transcript of the gene SYT11, whose product is annotated as synaptotagmin 11. The record is from RefSeq and is a predicted model, not a curated record. NCBI's taxonomy places the organism in Eukaryota, Metazoa, Chordata, Mammalia, Chiroptera, Pteropodidae. The coding region runs from base 168 to 1502 and encodes 444 amino acids. The transcript has 4 exons. Gene Ontology annotation, cellular component: axon; synapse; membrane. Gene Ontology annotation, molecular function: clathrin binding; SNARE binding; calcium-dependent phospholipid binding. Gene Ontology annotation, biological process: calcium-ion regulated exocytosis; regulation of dopamine secretion; regulation of calcium ion-dependent exocytosis.
GGCAAACUAAGCCUGGGGUAGUCGAAACCGUUGCAAAGUCAGGGAUGGGGGGUCCCAGCGGCUGGACAGGGGAUGCAGCCCAGACCAGGGCCUUCAAGGGUCAGCCCCGCUAGAGUGGGGCCUGUGGUGGUGGGGAGCGAGCAGCAGACGGCGCCUGAACUUGAGCUAUGGGCUGCAGGGACUGGGAAGGCCAGAGCCACACGGAGGGUGAGAGGUCCAGGAUGCUAGAACCUUGUAGAGACGUGUCGCCGGUGGUGGCCGGCCUGGUCGGGGCCUCUGUGCUGGUGGUGUGUGUCUCGGUGACUGUCUUCGUCUGGACGUGCUGCCACCAGCAGGCCGAGAAGAAGCACAAGACCCCGCCCUACAAGUUCAUUCACAUGCUCAAAGGCGUCAGCAUAUACCCAGAGGCCCUCAGCAGCGGAAAGAAAAUCGUCAAGAUGCAGAGAGACAGAGAUGGCCCGGGGAGGGGAGGCGGGCGCGGGAGCCCGCAGGCGGGGGGCCCCGAGGCCGGCCUGCUGGGCCAAGACCAGGGCGCCGCGGCCCCGGGCUCCGGGGCUGGCAUGGGCCAGCUGCCCAUCAGAGUGGACGACGGGGAGGAGCCGAGGAGCCCCGUCCCAAGCCUGACCCCUGGGGAGAGCAAAACCACUUCUCCGUCGUCCCCGGAGGAGGACGUCACGCUCGGGUCCCUCACCUUCUCCGUGGACUACAACUUCCCCAAGAAGGCCCUGGUGGUGACCAUCCAGGAGGCCCACGGGCUGCCGGUGAUGGACGACCAGACCCAGGGCUCCGACCCCUACAUCAAGAUGACCAUCCUGCCCGACAAGCGGCACCGGGUGAAGACCAGGGUGCUGCGGAAGACCCUGGACCCCGUGUUUGACGAGACUUUCACCUUCUAUGGCGUCCCGUACAGCCAGCUGCAGGACCUGGUGCUGCACUUCCUCGUCCUCAGCUUCGACCGCUUCUCACGGGACGACGUCAUCGGGGAGGUCAUGGUGCCCUUGGCCGGCGUGGACCCCAGCACCGGCAAGGCGCAGCUGACCAGGGACAUCGUCAAAAGGAACAUCCAGAAGUGUAUCAGCAGAGGGGAGCUCCAGGUGUCCCUGUCAUACCAGCCGGUGGCCCAGAGAAUGACAGUGGUGGUCCUGAAAGCCAGACACUUGCCGAAGAUGGACAUCACCGGUCUGUCAGGUAACCCUUACGUCAAGGUGAGCGUCUACUACGGCAGAAAGCGCAUCGCCAAGAAGAAGACCCACGUGAAGAAGUGCACGCUGAGCCCCGUCUUCAACGAGUCCUUCAUCUACGACAUCCCCGCCGACCUCCUGCCCGACAUCACCAUCGAGUUCCUCGUCAUCGACUUCGACCGCACCACCAAGAACGAGGUGGUGGGCCGCCUGAUCCUGGGGGCGCACAGCGUCACGGCCAGCGGCGCCGAGCACUGGCGGGAGGUGUGCGACAGCCCCCGCAAGCCCGUGGUCCAGUGGCACAGCCUGACCGAGUACUAGCCCCGCACGCACCCUCGCCUCUGCCCCCGGGGCCGGGCCGGGCCGGGCCGGGCCGGGCAGGGACGGCGGGGACAGAGGUGGCGCAGACAAGUGGACUCGAAAACCGCAUUUUAGUCGUAGGACAAAAUUUCUUACGAGACGAACCCCACAGAGAACACCCAUGACCACAGCUGCGGAUCGGUUCUUAGCGAUGAUGAUUUUUCUCCUUUGCAAGGCACUAGAAAUUCUCUUUUUUUUUUUAACGGGGAAGAGAAGAGAGGGAGAGACCUCUACAAGUCUAUAUAUAACAAUGUAACCUUAUACUUGCAUGUCUAAUACAAACGAAGAAAUUAGUCUAACCGCCAAUAUCGAGUUAACAGAUUUUAAUCCAUGAAAAUUGUGUUUUGUGCCGACUUGUAUUUGCUGAUUCCCUGAAAUUGGCCUCUUUUUAUCGGGCUCCUCUGGAGAGUCACUCUCGCUCCCCACCUCUGCAAAGAAUAUUCUGCUCUUGUGGAAGCCGUCAUCGUCCUCGUCCGCAUUUCCCCCCUUCUCCUUACUUCUCUGUUCUCUGACCGAGCGCAGGGUCCAGAGGUGGCAUGGGACAGGCAGGGCCGGCAGGGGAGCGCGUUUGAGAAAUGGGGUGUUUUUGCUGAUUGCGCUCUGCUGGGCUGACGGGGUACGUGGCAGCCUGUCAUUGAGGCAUGACGCCCGGGGCCGCACCAGGCUCAGGAGGGGGAGCUGGGCUUGCGAAACGCGAUGACGUCUCGGAAAGGGGCCUCGGAGACGGCACGCUCAGCUCUCGGGUGGUCCCCAGGGACACAUCCGCUGGCCCCAAACGCUGCUCGGCAGGUGCGAGGACAGGAGGCGAAGCGAGGUCACCGUGACCUCCCUUUGCAGCUCUGCACGGGAGUGACAGCCAUUCGCUGGCCGGCGGGCGAGAAGUCAUCAGAGUUCCGAAGGCUUAAACUGGCCUUUGCUUUUCCAGAAACUCUGACCCUGGAGAAGCUUCAGUCUUCUCGAGUAGCUUAGAUGCGGUUAACUUUGCUUCAUAAGGCAAAGGGCCUUUGAAAGUUCUUGGCCUUAAAUUUUUCAGUAACGGCUCUUAACAAGAACAGUGUGGCUAAGUGGGUUGUAGGGCGGCUCGGAUUCUUGCAAGGCGUCCUUGCCCUCAAAACAAAGUGCUCGGUUCUUGGAAGGUGCCAGUCUCAGGAUGAGGCGGAAGGAUGGGGAGACGCUGUUGCACCCUCCUGCUGCGGGGGUGACUGGGAGAGACAGACGCUGUGCCCUGCUGGGGGUAGAGGUCAGGCCUCCUGCUCCGAGUCGCUGCCACCGAUGGCAGGGGCUUCACUGCUGAUAGGUGAGCGUGGGUAGCAGCCCGGAUGUUUGCCGGCGGAAAAGGAAUUCGAAUCAGUGGCAGCGUGAAGCGAGGCCCGAGCAGUUGGCUGGGCCCAAAGGUCCCUGCCACUGUUUAACUUGCUUCUGAGAAUGGAGCUGGAAAGCUGUGUCCCCACCGAGAGAUGGGCCACGUUGCCUUUGAUGACCCCUCAGCUCUGGUGGAUUGGAAAACAACCCGUGACCCCCUGCCCCCCACCCCCCGCCACGGCCCAUCUGCUGUUUUUCUGCUCCUGGAUUCUCGACGACGCGGGCACAACGCCCGCGCGCUCAUCCUGGUCCCGGUCGGCCCCCCGCCCCCAGCUGACUCCCACCGCCGGCCGUUCUCUGGUACUCCAUGGACUGUAAAUACUGUAUCAUACGUAGAAGAAAAUAAUUUUUGUUUUCUAAAAAUGCAUUUCGAGAUAGUUUAAUGUACAUCCAACAGGAGCGCUCUGAAGCCCCACUAGGAAAAAAAUUCCACUGGUUCCUCUUCAUCGCCUUAAUGCGGAUCAGAAAUCCCUGGGUGGCCAGGUGCUGUCUCCUCCACGGAGACAAGGCAGAGUAGCCGGUGGCAGUCCGGUGGCAGUCCGGUGGCAGUGUGGCCUUGGCCCGCUGUGUGUGCCUCCCGAGUCCCUCCGGGGGAUAGCCUCAGCGCCCCCCACCCCUCGCCUCCCGGCAGCUCUAUCCCUGUGUCCUUCGGGUCUGCUGAGCAGUGGUGUGAGGUGACGGGGGAGGGACCCGUAGUUCUGUCGCCUGGGACCUGCCUCGGUGUCUUUCUCAGAAAAUGGCCAAGAGGCGGACGGGACAGGGUCCCUCCCUGCUACCUCAGGCCUGAGCCAUCGUGCCCUUGACUUUGCUGUCCCAAAGUUUCUUAGCCGACUUUGGCUUUCACAGUCGUUCCUCCCAGAGCUGAGAGUCGGCCGAAAGACAAGAGAGUCGCAUCCUAGCUUUUGCACAAGGCACUCGUGGCCAGGAAUAGGUUAGGGAAUGGCCACUUGUGAUUUUCCGAGCGUCAGCCCUUCCUUCUCCGCUGACACCUUGACUCCUUUGAGAAGACGAGAGUUUUUCUGAAUAACAAAGUCCCUCCUUUUCGUUCUUCUUGGCGGGGCGGGGCCCAGACGCACAGGCUUCUCCGUGUGAGACGAGACGCGGGACUGGCGGGCGGGCGGGCGGCUUGCCCGGGGCAGGGACCACGGCAAGUCCUCCUCCCCGGGAGGCUUUGCUCACGGCCACCAUAGUGACAUUUGUCUCGCCAUGGUCCUUCUCCACUGUGGUCGUCUUUCUUGACCUUGUGUCUUCUCUUGUAAAAACGAAACUCGAGAAUAAAAUAAACGUGUCAAAUUAAAACAGAAAAA